Messenger RNA from Colletotrichum phormii, 1056 nucleotides. Its product is annotated as putative alcohol dehydrogenase. Gene Ontology annotation, molecular function: oxidoreductase activity, acting on NAD(P)H. Lineage: Eukaryota; Fungi; Ascomycota; Sordariomycetes; Glomerellales; Glomerellaceae. The coding region runs from base 1 to 1056 and encodes 351 amino acids. The record is from RefSeq and is a predicted model, not a curated record. The transcript has a single exon.
AUGACAGGUGCUGCUCUCUUCGUCGAAAGUGACGGAAAAGUCACUACUCGACGUGAACUCCCUCCAGUCACAGCACGAGACAACGAAAUUCUUAUUGACGUGCUCUACUCGGGAGUCAACCCUGCGGAUCUCAAGAUAGUACACUUCAUCAACUACCGAAACUCUGUCCCUGGAACCGACUUCUGCGGAAAGGUCCUAGACUGCCCCGCGCUUGUCGACUCCGGGUUCAAAGUCGGCGGCAUCGUGGCCGGGCAGACUGUUCCCCAUGGAGAACAAUCCAAGGAGUACGGCUCUCAUAAGCCGCGCAUCUCCACGCCCCAAAUUGGCCUUUUCAAAGUCCCUGAGAAUAUGGCCCACUCCGACGCCGCAGCCAUAACCACCGUCAGCCACACUGCUAGCGACGCAUUGUACAACAACUUCAAACUUCCUCUCCCCGGGUCUAGUCCUGACGGUGCGGAGGGCACGCUGGUCGUAUGGGGUGGAGGAACGGCCGUCGGCUUGUCUGCCAUUCAGCUAGCUCGUGCCAGCGGUGUCACAAACAUUAUCACCACGGCAUCUCCUUCCCGUCAUGAUCUUCUUCGAGGACUCGGUGCAACCGAAUGUUUCGAUUACAAGGACGCCAAUGUCUCAGACAAGGUCAAACAAUCAGUCAUCAAAGCAAGCCGCUCUCGUAUCUGGGGAUUCGAGACGGCGGGGUCGCCCGAGUCAAGUCAGCUGCUCCUCGAUGCCCUUUCCGGUAUCGUCGGCGACGUUCAUUAUUCCUGGGUCAACGCAGCGGGUGCGCAGCGUCCCCCAACAGAAGCUGUCCUCGGAACACGAGACUACGAAAUUGUCUUUGAGGUCCCUGGCGGUCGCCAUGUUAUCCCCGCAGAACCUGAAAAAGCCGCCAACUUGUGGGCUGCUCUCGACUGGGCAGUGAAGAAUUACGGAAAGGGAUUCGAACUCCCCGUCGUACGUGUGUUUGAGGGUACUGGAGAAGAGGCGCUGGAAGAGAUGGAGACGGUGUCCAAACAAGGAGCUUUUGGGAAGCUCGUGCUGAAGCACCCCCUUCAGUGA